CUUGCGCUGAAGCAGCUUCCUGGUCACCUGAGAACCAGGAAGGAGGCCGGUGGCUCGACCCGUCUCGCCGCUGGGCCGCUGCCAUGGCUUCGCUUUUCAAGAAGAAAACGGUGGACGAUAUAAUUAAAGAACAAAAUAAGGAAUUAAGAGGUACACAGAGGGCUAUAGGAAGAGAUCGAGCAGCUUUGGAGAGACAAGAAAAGCAACUGGAAUUGGAAAUAAAGAAAAUGGCUAAAACAGGAAACAAAGAAGCCUGUAAAGUUCUAGCAAAACAGCUUGUGCAGUUGAGAAAACAGAAAACUCGAACUUAUGCUGUUAGCUCAAAAGUUACAUCCAUGUCAACUCAGACAAAACUGAUGAAUUCCCAGAUGAAGAUGGCAGGAGCAAUGUCAACAACAGCAAAGACAAUGCUAGCUGUCAAUAAAAAAAUGGAUCCACAGAAGACCCUGCAAACUAUGCAGAACUUCCAGAAAGAAAACAUGAAAAUGGAAAUGACAGAAGAAAUGAUCAACGAUACCCUAGAUGACAUCUUCAAUGAUUCUGAUGAAGAACAAGAAAGUCAGGAUAUUGUUAACCAAGUCCUUGAUGAAAUUGGAAUUGAAAUAUCUGGAAAGAUGGCGAAGGCUCCUUCAGCUGCAAGAGGCGUGCCAUCUGCAUCUACAUCAAAAAGUGCUACAAUUUCAGAUGAAGAGAUUGAACGGCAGCUUAAAGCCUUGGGAGUAGAUUAGCUUUAUGCUAAUAUGAAGCCUGCCUCUGCAGUUGCUCCAACAUUGGCAUAUGCACAAACUUCCAGUACAGGUUUCAAUAAAAACCAGAUUUCAUUGCAAAUCUUGCCUAAACCAUUAUUGGUGACAGUAAUUUCUAAAGACAGCUGGAAGAACUAAAUUUGAGAGAGAACAGUACAUAUAUGUCUGAUGAAGAAUUGGUAUACCUUUUAAGAAAUUGGGAUCUUUUGUUGAUGGGGCAUUUGUUACAUAAGUUCUAAAUUUUGAUUUCUUCAGUUUAGUCUUUGGACAAAAAGUACUUAGCUUGACAACUAUUCCAUUUGUCUUUAGAUUUCUACACUUAGUAAAUUUUUUCAGGCAGCCUUUCUAAAGGCAUUUCAGCUGUUUUAAUUGUAAACACACUUCUUAAGAAAUAACAUGACUUAAAAUGAAACCGUGUUUUUCUGAGUUGAAAGUUGGACAGUUGUCAUCUUCAGCAGAAUGAUUAUAAAAAUUUCAGUAAAAAUGUAGGCAGUCUUUCAUUAAACACCUUUUAACCAUUUAAUCAGUUCAGUCUAAUGUUAAAAUGAUACAUAUGUUUUCAUUAUAGGUUCUGAUAGAGUACUGAUACUCAGUGAAACUUCUGGAGGCAGAGCUGUGGUCUAAAAUUAUUUUGUGUUAGCAAAAAUGUUUGAAGGGAAAAUAUUGAAUAAUUUCAUUGUACUGUAAUAUAGCUGACUUGAAGAGAAGUCUGUGCCUUUUUGUAUAUAGUGCUUGGUUUCUUUUAAGUAAGUUUCGAAUUGUGAGAAAAGUAAUAUUAAGCCAUUGUCUCAACUUACUUUAGCACUGAAAUUAUGUGAACUCCAUGAUUGGUGUGGAGUAUGUAACACCUGAAAAAUAUAGUCUUUUUCCUGAAA
This is a messenger RNA of Python bivittatus (Burmese python), 1621 nucleotides long. It is a transcript of the gene CHMP2B, whose product is annotated as charged multivesicular body protein 2B. Gene Ontology annotation, biological process: vacuolar transport. The record is from RefSeq and is a predicted model, not a curated record. NCBI's taxonomy places the organism in Eukaryota, Metazoa, Chordata, Lepidosauria, Squamata, Pythonidae.